Loxodonta africana (African savanna elephant) is the source of this 2629-nucleotide messenger RNA. RefSeq names its product titin-cap (gene TCAP). The record is from RefSeq and is a predicted model, not a curated record. Gene Ontology annotation, biological process: cardiac muscle contraction; sarcomerogenesis; skeletal muscle thin filament assembly. The transcript has 2 exons. Gene Ontology annotation, molecular function: titin Z domain binding; protein-macromolecule adaptor activity; titin binding. The coding region runs from base 1657 to 2160 and encodes 167 amino acids. NCBI's taxonomy places the organism in Eukaryota, Metazoa, Chordata, Mammalia, Proboscidea, Elephantidae. Gene Ontology annotation, cellular component: Z disc.
CUCUCACUCACGGGUAGGCGGAGCCAGGGUAGGCGGAACUAGUGGCGAUCCUGUUCCUGGAAUCCUAGCAUACCUUCCUGAAAGCUUCAAUUCGGGGGAUGACUGGUCAGAGAAAAAUGCACCCCUUCCUGUGAGGAGAGCUCAGGUUGAGGUCUCCACCCACUAGGUGGACGUUGGGGGCAGGGAGAGACCGGGCAGUGCCAUGCCAGUAGCGGGCCUUGACUGUUCAUUCCCAGAGUCCUGAGGCCAGGGGGUCACUGAGGCUCCUCUGGGCUCCCAGUCACUGGGAACUCUCGGCCUCUCAGGCCCCUAUACUGCAUCCCCAGCAAGCACAGCAUAGAGCCUGGGGUCCUGGGCCUUGGCCCUGCCCAGUCCACGAGGGCACUUGCUCCCCCACUCCCCGCCUGCCUACAGGCUUCCAAAAGCACCAACUUGCUUAGAGUAAGGGGGUCAGGUGGACCCUAUCUUGGUCCUUGCUAGGUGUAUGCCCCUGGGCACAUUAAUCGGGAGUAAGUAAUCCUGUACCCAGGUGGGUGCCCAUGGGCUUUACCCCAUUGGGUGCUCUGCUGUCUGCACGAGGUCCACCUGCUGCCAGGUAUCGCAGCUCCAGUCACUGCCUCUUCUGGUUUCCUUUGUUUUAUCCUCCCCUCAUCCGAUGCCUUGCACACCAGCUGCUGCCCUUGGGCGUUGGGCUCUUCCUGGCUCCCCGGGAGUGAGAGGCAGCCGCCUCCCAGGCUAGGACCUCGGAGCUGGCAGGCCCCACAACUGUUUUGGUCAGCACAUUGUGACUAGAAAGUGGCGAAAGUGAGACUCAGAAAGGGUCAGGGACUAACCCACUGUCACACAGCCUGUUCAUGGCCAAUUUGGGACUAGAGCCAAGUCUCCUGACUCUGCCGCUUCCCAGAGCCCCUAGAUUCCCAUCUCACCCAAUUUCACCCCACUCAGGAUAUUGGAGGUAGAGCUGGGGGACUGCCUCCGGCACCUGCCCCCUCUCCCCUGACUGGCCACAGGGAAGGGAAAUACCCAGAAAAGUGGGUGCUCUAGGGUCCCAGGUGUGGAAUUAACCUCCAAUUCUACUGGUGUGUGUAGGGGGAGCGGGGGAAGGAGGGAGUUUGGUGCAGAAACCUGAGAACAUGGUUGCACUGUCCCUUCCUGUUGAGGGGCUUGGCUGUUCAAUGUGCCCUUGAGGCCAGGCAGAGGAGAGAGCAGUAGGGGCAGGAUCUGACAGCCUGGUGCAGAGCACGGAGGGGGCAUUGGUUCCCGUUUUUUCUUGCUGUGUACAGAUAAGCCACUGCGCCUGGGCCAGGGGAAAGGGGUGAGGCAGAGGGCAAGUGCCAAGGUGGCACGGGGCUGGGCAUGUGCCUGGCCUGAGAUGGUGCCUAGGGAGGGUCGGAACACCUGGAGGUGUCAUUCUGAAGACCACCGCCCCCGGGGGGCAGCUUGAUCUCUUCAGAAACUGACCUGUGACCUGGGGGCACCCCAAGCCCAGGUACCCCAGGCCCUGCCCUGGGCCUAGAGUCCCCCCAUCAGUGAGUCUUGGCUCUGCUUAUAGCAUCUGACGCCAGAGGGGCUGAAAAUAACCCCUGGAGGAGGGGGAGGAGGGGUCUAUUUAAAGGGCCUGGGAGGAGCAGAGCCAAGAAGGAGUGAGGCAAGAUCAUGGCCACUUCAGAGCUGAGCUGCCAGGUGACCGAGGAGAACCAUGAGCGCCGAGAGGCCUUCUGGGCUGAAUGGAAGGAUCUGACACUGUCCACACGGCCUGAGGAAGGUUGUUCCCUGCAUGAGGAGAACCUGCAGCGGCAUGAGACCUACCAUCAGCAGGGCCAGUGCCAGGCGCUGGUGCAGCGUUCCCCCUGGCUGGUGAUGCGGAUGGGCAUCCUUGGCCGAGGGUUGCAGGAGUACCAGCUUCCCUACCAGCGGGUGCUGCCACUGCCCAUCUUCACCCCCACCAAGCUGGGUGCCGCCAAGGAGGAACGCGAGGACACCCCCAUCCAGCUGCGGGACCUGCUGGCACUGGAGGCGGCCCUUGGUGGCCAGUGUGUGGACCGACAAGACGUGGCUGAAAUCACCAAGCAGCUGCCCCCCGUGGUGCCUGUCAGCAAGCCUGGUGCUCUCCACCGAUCCCUGUCCCGCUCCAUGUCCCAGGAAGCACAGAGAGGCUGAGCAGGGCUGUGAGUCAGGCUCCACUGUGCCCACCCAAGGCUGGGCCCUUCCUGGCUAGGACCACAGAGGGGAGCUGCUGGCCAUGGAUGCUUUGUAGUUUGCCCAGGGUUGGGGGCUGGGGGAGGAGGGAGCCAGAGACCAGGACGCCUGGGUCCCCUGAGCUCCCAAAGGGAGGGGAGCAAAGACGAUGGGCACUAAGAGUGGAGAGCUGGGGGCUAGCGCUGUCAAGUGAGUGCCCCCAGGCCCAGGAGAAGGGACAAAAGAUGCUGGUGAGAGCAAGAGGUCCCUGGGAAGAGUGACCCUGGCCCAGGUUUCACCUUCAGAGAAGGCUGAGAAGUGUGUGAGAGGCAUCUGGAAUCCUCUGGGAAGGAGGCUUGGAGAAUACCAGAGGAAGGGGGACGUGAAGAGGACAGAGGCAGGGUGGAGCCCCCAGCACUCUCUGUUAGCGCUGCAAUAAAUGCUCAAUCAU